UGGGCAGCCCUCUCGAUGGGCGGCGACGGUGCCGGUUGAGUCUAGAAAGCCGGAGUCGCUGAGCCUUUAGCCACAGGCGUGCUGAGGAAAAUCGGGAGGAGCUGGGACGAGGGGGCCACGUGUUGGGGCUUCUGGUGCCGGGGGCGGAGCCGCUGGGUCAAACCCGCGCUGUGCCUGCCCCGCGGGUUAGGUUGGUGUGCCCACGCCGCCCCCAGCGCUUCCUCCGGGUCAUUUUUCAGUAAAAGCGAAGCGCUCUUCGCCAGGGGUUCGGGGAAGGGUAGCCAGGACCUGUUUUUCCCCUGCCUCUCGCAUUCUCUCCUAUCCACCUCCUGGGUUUGUUAGUUUUCGAGAUCAGAAAGCAAAUUUUCUUUUGGGAAGAGACGUCCUGUAGUAUAUAGUAAGAACUAUGAGAUGAGCCCAUGUGUUAAGCACGUUACGUGUACUGUCUCAUUUAAUGCACACAGCAAUCUGAAGGGGUUGAUAUUACAUGGUGUCAGCAGUGGGAUCCAGAGGGGCCGACCACCAAGGAAUGACAACCUCCAGAAUUGAGUGAGGUUCCUGCGCUUGAGCCUUCUGUGCUCUUUGCUUCUGCGAGUUGCUGUAACUUUCGGUUUGAUUUUUACUACCUUGGAUGCCACUCCUGAUAUGGAGAAGAUUGAAGAACAGUUUACUAAUCUGAACAUUGUUAGACGUUCCUCAGGAACUAAAGAGCCUACUUAUCUGCUUGGCAUAGACACAUCAAAGACUGCACAAACAGAAAAAGGAAGCUUGGUUGCUGUUUUAUGUUCUAAUGGAUCAAUCAGAAUAUAUGAUAAAGAAAGGUUAAACAUACUUCGAGAAUUUAGUGGAAAUCCUGGACUUCUUAAUGGAGUCAAAUUUGCAAAUUCUUGUGACAGUGUAUAUUCAUCAUGUACUGAUGGCACUGUAAAAUGUUGGGAUGCUCGAGUAGCCAGUGAAAAACCUGUCCAGCUGUUUAAGGGUUACCCUUCCAAUAUUUUUAUUAGUUUUGAUAUCAGUUGUAAUGAUCAUGUCAUUUGUGCUGGUACAGAAAAAGUUGAUGAUGAUGCCUUGUUGGUAUUUUGGGAUGCAAGAAUUAAUUCUCAGGAUUUGUCUACUACCAAAGACCCACUUGGUGCAUAUUCAGAGACACAUAGUGAUGAUGUCACUCAAGUAUGUUUCCAUCCCAGCAAUCCCAACAUGGUAGUCUCAGGUUCAACUGAUGGUCUGGUAAAUGUAUUUGAUAUUAGUGUUGAUAAUGAAGAAGAUGCACUGGUUACAACCUGUAACUCAGUUUCAUCAGUAAGCUACAUUGGUUGGUCUGGGAAAGAUUAUAAACAGAUUUACUGCAUGACACAUGAUGAAGGAUUUUGUUGGUGGGAUCUUAAUCAUCUUGAUACUGAUGAACCAAUUACACGUUUGAACAUCCAGGAUGUCAGAGAAGUAAUUAACAUGAAAGAAGGUAAUUUGGACUAUUUGAUUGGUGGCCUGUAUCAUGAAAAGAUGGACAAAUUGUUUGCCGUUGGAGGAACAAACACAGGAAUUAUUCACUUAAUGAGCUGUACUACAUCAGGAUUGAUCCAUGUGACCAGCCUUCAGGGAGGGCAUGCUGCUACAGUCCGUUCUUUCUGUUGGAAUACGCAGGAUGAUUCCUUGCUAACUGGAGGAGAAGAUGCACAGUUAUUACUUUGGAAACCUGGAGCAAUAGAGAAGACAUUCACAAAGAAAGACAGCAUGAAAAUAGCUUCCUCUGUGUACCAGCGAGUUCGAGUUCACAGUAAUGAUUCUUAUAAGAGAAGGAAAAAGCAGUGAUAUUACAUUGGGAGUUUACUUGAACAAUGCAACUUACAUUGAAGCUGUGAUCUAGCCUAACUCACUUGAGACUGAACAAUAGGUAAGUCACUGUUAGACGUAUUUAAAAUAUAUAAUUCUUUUUUUAUUGUGAGGAAGAUCCGCCCUGAGCUAACAUCUGCCAAUACUCCUCUUUUUGCUGAGGAAGACUGGCCCUGGGCUAACGUCCAUGCCCAUCCUCCUCCACUUUAUAUGGGACACUGCCACAGCAUGGCCUGACAAGCGGUGCGUCACUGCGCGCCCGGGAUCCGAACCGGUAGACCCCUGGCCGCCGCAGCGGAGCGCACGCACUUAACCGCUUGCACCACCAGGCCAGCCCCUAAAAUAUAUAAUUCUUAAUUGGAGAAAUUCAGCUAUUCUUGGUGUUGUCCAAACCAUAAACCUAAGGGUAAUUCUGGACGUUUCUCUUUUCUUCUAAUCAGUCAAUCACCAAGUCCUAUGCCGUUCCCCCUCCUGAGAUCUGCCAGCUGUCCUUUUGCCUCUACCCACCACGACUGCCUUAGAUGAGACUUGCAUCAUUCCUCACCUAGAUUACACACCGUCUCUAAUCUGCUCCAGUUCAUUCUUCCCACUCGUUCAAGGCUGAACAUCAAAAACAGGGAUUUGAUAAUGCCUCGUGCUGCUUAAAAUCUUUGGUACAUUUUGAUCUUUUGAUGGAGCACCAUAUAAAAGUGAAAAGCCAUGUUUUCAAGAUAUUUAGGAUAUGAGACAAUGCUGACUAUGUUGUAAGUGGAAAAAGCUGGUUAAAAAGACUUUUAGAGAUAGUGCAUUUAGAAAACAACAGGAAAUGAAACAGAAGUUAUCAGAACAGUAGAGGUUUUAAAAAUAUUUAAAAUUCAGAAGUAAUUAAUAGAGUUGGAAGAUGCAGAUGAAGAAAUAUCUCUGAAAGUAGAACUCAGAGAAAAUGAGAGAAAAGAUAAAAGCCACAGAAGAUAAAUAUAGGGGUCUAAUAUCAGACUAAUAGUUUUACAAAGUGACUUUUUUUUUUUUUUUGUGAGAAAGAUUAUCCCUGAGCUAACAUCUGCCAAUCCUCCUUUUUUGAGGAAGGCUGGCCCUGGGCUAACAUCCAUGCCCAUCUUCCUCUACUUUAUAUGGGAUGCCGCCACAGCAUGACUUGACAAGCGGUGCGUCAGUGUGCGCCUGGGAUCUGAACUGGCGAACCCUGGGCCAGCGCAGCAGAGCGCGCGCACUUGACCGCUUGUGCCACCGGGCCAGCCCCUGAAAAAAAUUUUUAAACACGGAGAGGGAUUAUUAAAAUGAAAGAUCAUAAGAGGCUAUCCCAGAACUUCUCUUCAGUUUGAAAGGCCCAACACAGUGUCAAGUGUAAUGAAUGAAAAAGACCCACACCAAGGCAUAGCACUGUGCAGUUUUAGAACUUCAAGAAUAAAGAAAAAAUAUUAGAAGUUUCCAAAGAGGAGGGAAAAACACUUAGAAACAAGAAUAACAUCUACGUUAGACUCCUCAUUAGCAAGUCUGGAUGACAAAAAAUGGUGGAUCAAUGCCUUCAAAGUCCUGAGGACAAAUUCCUGCUAUCUGAAUUUACGAUAGUCUCCAAACUCAUGAAGCAAAUAGAUUACAAUAAAGUUUUUUGAGACAUCCCUUGUUGAAGUGAACAUUUCCUACUUGCUCUCUGAAACUCAGGAACCAAAUUUAUCACAGUGUCCAUUGCUAACCAAACUCAUUGGCUGAACCCAGGAAAUAAAAGAGAUUUGGAUUUCAGGAGAUAAUUGCUUUUUCAACCUAUAAUUCUAUGACCAGUCAAACUGCCCUCAAGUGUGAAGUUAAAAACAUUUUCAGACAUACAAGAUUUCAAACUUUACUUUCUAUGCAGCUUUUUAAAAGGCUACUAGAGGAUGUACUUCACAAAAUAUAAGGGAGUAAAUCAAGGAAGAGGAGAUACCAGAAAUCAGGGCACCAAGCCAGCAUAGUGGCAGGAUAACAGCUUUCCAGCAGGACUAUAGUAUUAAGGCCAGGUUGGAACAAGAGGACGAGAGCUAUCAGGAGGGAGAUGCCCAGGGAGAAAAAUGAACUGACAAAUUACCCAAUGCAUUCAACCAUGUGGAAAAUGGUAUAAGUGGAUUAAAAUCACCAAUUAAAAGAGACCCUCAUAUUGAAAAUAAUUUAAAAGCUUUCAAAAGUAAAUAAACAGGGCCGGCCCUGUGGCUUAGUGGUUAAGUGCUUGCGCUCCGCUGCUGGCGGCCUGGGU
Molecule: messenger RNA, 4054 nt
Organism: Diceros bicornis minor
Lineage: Eukaryota; Metazoa; Chordata; Mammalia; Perissodactyla; Rhinocerotidae
Gene: WDR89
Product: WD repeat domain 89
Exons: 4
Coding region: 646-1809 (387 amino acids)
Molecular function (GO): protein binding
Source: RefSeq, a predicted model, not a curated record